This is a messenger RNA of Aphidius gifuensis, 5567 nucleotides long. It is a transcript of the gene how, whose product is annotated as protein held out wings-like. The coding region runs from base 745 to 1683 and encodes 312 amino acids. The transcript is spliced from 6 exons. Gene Ontology annotation, cellular component: nucleus. Gene Ontology annotation, molecular function: mRNA binding. Lineage: Eukaryota; Metazoa; Arthropoda; Insecta; Hymenoptera; Braconidae. Gene Ontology annotation, biological process: regulation of mRNA splicing, via spliceosome. The record is from RefSeq and is a predicted model, not a curated record.
GGCACGAUUCAGCACACGCGGCUCAGUUGUGAUUCGAUUGUCCGGUUAAGUGCGCGUAUUUUUUUUUUCUCAACUAAAAAAAAAAAAAAAAAGAUAAAAUAAUAAGUUGGUUCAACAAAAUCGUGAAUACUCAUAACCAAGAAAAAAAAAUUCAGUCUCGUUAAGCGGAUAUUGUGGAGAAUUUGUGUAUACUCGUGAAUAAUAAUAUAAAUCAAGAAAAAAAUUAAUUAAUUAAUAAUAAAUUUGAGGAAAAAAAAAAAAACCACAAGGAGAGGGAAAUUUGCCCUCUACAAUUUAACAUUGCACAUCGAAGCUUGAAUGAGGAUAGACACAUAAAAUUAAAUUAAAUUAAACAAAAAAAAUAUAACUUAAAUACGAAUCUUUUUUUUUUUUUUUUUUAAUUUUUAGUAUUAUACAAAUAUAUACACAGAUACAAAAAAAAAAAAAAAAAAGACAGACGUAUUACUCGUGCUUAUCCGGACGUAUUAUUUGCGCACAAAGUGUACACAUAUAUAUAUUUUUAACACACGCACACACACAUAUAUAUCAAUCUGUUGAUAUUAAAAUAAUAAUAAUAAUCAAGAGACAACGUGAAAAUUUUUUUUUUUGUUUUUCAUUUAUAUUUUUAUGAGUAAUAAUAUUUUGGAGUAUUUCUAAUUGUUGUUUGUUUUGAUAAAGUAUAUUGUUGUUGUUUUUAAUAAUUUUUUUUAAUUUAAAAUACUUGUUAUAUAAAAAGUUUUAAAUAUGUGUGAUAAUACAAAUCCAACGACGCAAAGCAUAGCAGAUUAUCUGUCACAAUUGCUUAAGGACAGGAAACAGCUUGCAGCUUUUCCAAAUGUAUUUAUACAUGUUGAACGACUAUUGGAUGAAGAAAUUGCAAAAGUACGAGCGAGUCUGUUUCAAAUAAGUGGAGUUAAAAAAGAACCAUUAACGUUACCAGAAGCUGAGGGAGAAAUUACCACAUUAACUGAAAAGGUCUAUGUACCCGUAAAAGAACAUCCAGACUUUAAUUUUGUUGGGAGGAUUCUUGGUCCACGUGGAAUGACAGCAAAACAACUGGAACAAGAAACUGGAUGCAAAAUAAUGGUGCGAGGAAAGGGUUCAAUGCGAGAUAAAAAAAAGGAAGAACAAAAUCGAGGCAAGCCAAAUUGGGAACAUUUGACAGAUGAAUUGCACGUGUUAUUGACAGUUGAAGAUACUGAAAAUCGUGCAACUUUAAAACUUGCUCGUGCUGUUGAAGAAGUGAAAAAACUACUUGUACCCCAGGCUGAUGGUGAGGAUGAAUUAAAAAAAAGACAACUCAUGGAACUUGCUAUUAUAAAUGGAACUUAUCGAGACUCAAACACCAAAGUUGCAAAUCAAGCAGUAUGUGAGGAAGAUUGGAGAAGAGCAGCAGCAGUUGCAGCUGAAACACAACGUUUAUUACCAGGUCUUGGUUCACAAAUGAGACAACAACAAGCACCACUUGGUGCACCAUUGAUAUUAUCACCAAGAAUAUCAGUACCAACAACAGCAGCAUCAUUAUUAAAUGGUUCAGCUCCACCAGGUUCAUUAUUAUCAGCUGGUGAUCCACAUGGUUUAAUUUACUCACCAUAUGCUGAUUAUGCCAAUUAUGCUGCAUUGGCUGCAUCACCAUUACUCACCGAGUAUGCUGAUCAUUCUGGUGGGUUAUUUGCUCGUUGACGCUAAAAUCAUGAGCCCGAAUUAUUUGCAAUUAUUUCUUUUUUUUUUUUUUAUCUAAUACAUAUUUAUUGUUUUUGUUUAUUAUUUUUUUUUUAUACAGAUUUUUAAUAGCUUUAUUAUAUUUUUUUUUUAAAUUGUAAUAAUAAUUACAUUAUUUUGAUAAUCAGUCUCGUUUCCGUCCUCUCUAGUUCAUUAUUUCGGGUGGAAUCGGGCUCAAAAUGAAAAGAGGAAAGAAGAGACGAAGCAGUACUAUUUAUAAUUUAAUAUUAUCAAAUUGAAAAGAAAAAAAAGUAGAAAUAUAUUUAUAAAGAGAAUAUGAUCAUGAUGAUGUUUGACAUCAUGAUUAAAAUGAUAUUAUUAAUUUUAAGAUGAGACUUUAAUAGUUAUUUAAGAUUUUAAAAACAGAAAAAAAAAAAAAAAAAAAAUAGUUGAAAAAAUCAGUCAUUUACUAGUCGCGUCGUAAUUUUUUUUUUUUAGAUGAAUGAUUUUAAUAAUCUUUGUGGACAGAUUGAAAUAAAAAAAAAGAAAAAUAUAUUUUCUUUUUUUUUUUAAACUGGUUAUACUUGUGUGACGUGGAUUAUUAUUUUUUAUUUUAUGCGUUUUUAACACGAUUAGGCAUUGCUAGUCUCUCAAAGUUAUUCGAAUAAAAAUUUUCCCCAUUAUUUAAAAAAACGAAAUUAUAUUUACUCGAGCAUUAUCUCUAUAUAUUUCUUUUUAAAAAAACAAUUUUUAUAUACUUAUUUUGCAUAAUAUGCUUAAACUAGCAUCGAAAAAAAAAGAACAAUUUAGACUAUUUAAAAAAAAAAUCAUGAGAGUUGCUUGGUAUUAUAAAUAAAAUAUUUAAAUAGCAAAAAAUUAUCGUUAAAGUUAAAUUUAAAAAUCAGCUUUUAGUAAUUAGUAAAAUUUUAAUUGAGGAAUAAAAAUUGUAUAUUUAAAUAAAUAUAUAUAUAAAAUAAUAAAUUGAAGGUGCGAAUACUCGACCCCGGGCACACCCCAGACGAUAGGUAAAAUAUUCCGUUAGUUAAUGUUUAACAAAAUCAACAAGCCCGAAGCAUCCGUGCGUCCGCAAUAUUAUACUUACUAACUGUAAGUCAACAUUUUAUUUUUAUUAUUAUUAUUUUUUUUUUACAUAUACCAAACGGAAAUAUAUUAUGUACAUGUACACUUUUAUAACGGAUUAUUGUACACAUAUACAGUAUAGAGACACAGAUUAUAUUUAAAUGAAAAAAAAAAUAUAUUUAAAAAAUAAAUAAAUUAUAGAUAUAUAAAUAUAUGAACGCACAUGGGGCGUCCAGUCAUGUGGCACAUUAACGUGCAUUACUCAAUGCAAUAAUAAUCAAAGGCCAUUCAUUUAUUUUAGUGUCAAUUUAUAUUUAAAAUAUGGCAAACAAAAAAAAAAAAAAACAUCAACUUUAUUUUAUUUAUAUGCUUAAAUAUAUUUUAUUUGUAUUUAUUGAAAAAUAUUUAUAGAAAUCUAGUAUUAGCAUAAUAGCUCCUUUUUUUUCGCUUAUUAUAACCGUGAAUUUUUUUAGAAUGAUUUUAUAUUUUUUUUUUUUUCCAUGACGUGCAACAAUUUAACGAUUUGCGAGAGACGAUUGUAAUUAAUUCGUUUUUUUUUUAAUUAUUAUUAUUUAGCGGUGAGUUAUUGGGAUUUUUUUUUGUGAAUUUAAAAUUAUAAGAUUUUUAUUUUUAAUAACACGUGCUUUUUUUUUUUUUGUAAUUUUAUUUGAUAGAUAAUGGGUAAUGGUUUAUAAACUUUGGUACUUUUUAUUUUUUAUUAAUUAGAUAUUGUUUUUUUUUUUUUUAUAUAUUUAUUUAUGUUAUUUUUUUUUAAUACGCACUUACAAAGUAACACUACAAUUUGAGCCUAGAAUCUCGAGUUCAAUGAGCUCUCAAGGGUUUCGGUUUUUUUUUUAAAAUAUUUUAAUGAUUGAAAUUAAUUGUAAAAAACCAACUUGACUAACUUGAUCGGUCCUGUUUUUUUUCGACUAAAUCUUUAAUUUUUUUUAACAUGUCGCUUUAAAAAAAUAAAAAAAAAAAACCUCGUUUAUUUUUGCUACAUAACAUUACUCAAUUCAACUACCAUAUAAUAUUAAUUUAUCAUUUUUUUUUUUUUCAUCUCCAGUGGUAAUUAAAUAAAAAAAAUUAAUAAACUUUCAAGAAACUAAUAAAAAUUAAUUCACAAUAAUUUAUUAUAUAUAUAUUUUCGCAACCAAAGUGAAGAAAGAUUAUUAUUAUUUUUGUUUUUUUCUAAAUGAAAGAUAUAUGUUAUAAACGACCGGUGAUAGGUAGGCUGUAUAAGUAGGUUUUUUUUUAUUAUUUUUUAAACAGUAUAGAUGUUUUAGGAAAAGUACCCAGGGACCAAACGAAACAAGUAAAUUAAUUUAAAAACAAAAAAAAAAAGUAUACAAAUUAUUCAAAAAAAUAUGGGUGGACUGAUGGUUCUAGUGUAAAUUUGUAGAUGUUAAAAAAAGUGUAAUCUAUGUUUUUAGAAAAAAAUCCCAUUAUAGGCGAGAGACUUGCAAAGGGGUUGUAUAAAUAUCCAAAAUCAAAGUUAAUAAAUUUAAUUAUUAUUAAAAUAAUUAUAUAGAAAGAAAAGGAAAAAAAAAUCAGCAGCCCAGUGCUGAUGAAUUGAAAAAUACUCAUUUUUGAUUUUAUUGAUUAUUAAUUAUUAAAAGUGUUUGUUCUUAUUAAACAACACUAUAAUUAACAAUUGUACAUUUUAUUUUUUUUAUUUUUUUUUUUUUUUGAUAUUAUUUUAUACAAUUAAAUUUUAUUUAUCUUUAUUUUUUAUACAAAAUACACAAUCAAAAUGAUGAGAAAAAAAAAAUAUAUAUCUAUUUAAAAUACUCACAAUAAUAAUAAUUUUUUAUUUUAUUAUUAUUUAAAUUAAUAAAAUAAAAAUUCAGGAUAGAAUUUAUUUCAUUACUUAUUCGUAAAUGGCUGGUUACAUUUUUUUUUUUUUUUUCUUUUACAAGAACAAAUUACCUGAUAUAAAUUUUUUUUUUUUAUUUUAUUAUUUUUCAUUUUUUUUAUUUUACCAUUAAUUUUAUUGAAAAAUCAAAAUAGAUUUAUUAUAACUUCAUUCUUGCAUAAUAAUAAUUAAACUAUAAGAGCAUAAAUAUAAAAAAAAAAAAAAAAUGAAAGAGAAAUAUAUAAAAAUAAUUAUUACAACAGAAAAUUGUUUUAAAUCUGUUGACUUAAUUUAAUUUCUAGAAUUUUAUUAUUACAUUUUAAUUUCAAGGCACAUUCAAAUGACUGUCGACAGUGGUGAUUUAAUAAAUCAUUAUGUAAUAAAUUCAUUUUUACAAGAAUUAACAUAUUUCUUGUAAAAAAAAUUUUAUAUAUAUUGCGAAAAUAAUAAAAUAGCAAACUUCAUAUCCGGUGAUUUCAGAAUAAAUUUAAAUGAUUAUUAUCGCUAUAUGAAAAUUUUUUAAACAAAGUUAAAUCAUCAGGGUUAAGCCAGUGUGUUCAAAACAAGUCUGUUUAUUAAAAUUGAUAAAAAAAAAAAAUUAGAAAACUAGUAAAUUAGUAAAUACUCAUUUAAAUUUUUUUAUAAAUAAUUUAAUUAAUAAUUAAUUUGAAAAAAAGCUCUCUUUAUAUUUUAUUGAAUUUAAAUUUUUGUUUUUACAAUUUAAUAACAGACUUGUUAAUGAAAUAAAUGACAAAAAUAAAUAAACAUAUUUAUAAAUUAAUCAAGAGCAUAAUGACAAAGGAUAUUUGCGUAAAAAAAAAACAUUAAAUAAAUAAAAACAACCAAUGAAGCUGAAAUUUGAGUGGAAUAAAAAAUCAUCAUAUCAUCAUAUCAAUUGUGCUUAAAGACUGCAAUAAUUGAACAAAAAAAAAAAAAUAUAAACAAUAAAUAAUAUUUGAAAAAUUGUAUU